GCAGCAGACGUGGAGCGCUCGCGGUGACAGCCGGCCCCGGAUCGCGGCGCAGUGCGACGCGGCGAGUCGUGUGGCGAGGCGAGGCGAGGCGGCGGCGCGCCGCGAGUUCGCCGCGGAGCACCGGCUGGAGCGUCGACGAUGCGAGCAGUUAGUGACGUCGGCAGUGCCUAGUGACGUCAGCAAACUUAGUGACGUCAUCAGCGCAGACAUGGAGUACGAUAAGGGGGACCUGGUGUGGUUCGACCCCGGCGUGGGUUACGUGCUGCCCGGAGAGGUCACGGAGUUCCACCGCGCCGGUCAGGUGGUCACCGUCCAGGCGGUCGUCAACGGAAAGCCGCAGGUGUUCACGCUGACCAACCUGGCGAACCUGAGGAAGCGGCAGGACCUGGGACAGAAUGGCGUCGACGACAUGAUCGCGAUCGGUGACCUCAACGAGGCGUCCAUCUUAUGGAACCUGAAACUACGAUACGACAAGGAGAUGAUAUACACCUACACGGGCAGCAUCCUGGUAUCGGUCAACCCGUACCGCAUGUUCGACAUCUACGGCCUGGACAUGGUGAAGCGUUACGAGGACCAGAUCCUGGGAUCUCUGCCACCGCACAUCUUCGCGAUCGCGUCGUCGGCCUACAGUCGGAUGACGAAGGAGCGCGAACAGCAGACCGUGGUGAUCAGCGGUGAGAGCGGCGCCGGCAAAACUGAAGCCACCAAGCUUAUCAUGCAGUACCUGGCCGCCGUCAACAAGUCGCCUUCCAACCUCAUCACAGAACAGAUCUUGGAGGCGACCCCUCUCCUGGAGAGUUUUGGAAAUGCCAAGACCAUGCGCAACGACAACUCCUCCCGCUUCGGAAAGUACCUGGAAGUUUACUUUAAGGAGGGCAUCAUCACCGGCGCGAGGACGACCGAGUACCUGCUGGAGAAGUCGCGGAUCGUCACGCACGCGCAAGAGGAGCGCAACUACCACGUGUUCUACGAGAUGCUGGCCGGUCUGGGCGAGGAGGACAAGAAGAAAUACGGCCUGCUGUCGGCAGAGCAGUACUUCUACCUGAACCAGGGCGGCAGUGUGGAAAUCGACGGCAAGUACGACAAGGAAGACUUCCAGGCCCUGCUGUCGGCCAUGCAGGUGCUCGGCUUCUCGUCCGACGAGCAGGACAACAUCUUCAAGAUCCUUGCCUCAGUGCUGCACCUGGGCAACAUCUACUUCCACCGGGCGCCGUUGAAGCACGGCCAGGAGGGCGUCGAGAUCGGCUCGGACGCCGAGGUCCGCUGGCUGGGUCACUUGCUCGGCAUCGAGACCGACUGGGUGCGCCGCGCCCUCAUGACAAAGACCACGGAGGCCCGGAACGAGCGGGUGGUUACGCCACUAAACAUCGACCAGGCCCUGGACGCCCGAGACGCCAUCUCCAAGGUGCUCUACAGCAGCCUCUUCAGCUGGCUGGUGCGCAGAAUCAACCAGAUCGUGUACAAGGGUUCAAGGAAGAUGAGCAUCAGCAUCUUGGACAUCUUCGGCUUCGAGGAUUUCAAGGAGAACAGCCUGGAGCAGCUCUGCAUCAACUACGCAAACGAGACCCUGCAGUACCACUUCAGCAAGCACAUCUUCAAGCUGGAGCAGCAGGAGUACCUGAAGGAGAAGAUCGAGUGGCAGAGCAUCGCUUUCCAGGACAACUGGCCUGUCCUGCACCUCAUCAGCAAGAAGCCGGUCGGCAUCUUCCACCUGCUGGACGACGAGUCCAACUUCCCCAAGGCCACGGACGUCUCGCUGCUGGAGAAGCUCCACUACAACCACGCGCUCGACGAGCUCUACAGCCGGCCACGCAUGUCGUCGAUGGAGUUCGGCGUCCACCACUACGCCGGCCAAGUCUGGUACAACGUGGACGGCUUCCUCGACAAGAACCGCGACAUCCUGAGGAACGACGUGCUGGACCUACUAGUCAGCAGCGACGUGCCGAUGAUCUCGGAGAUGUUUGUGGAGCACCGAGCCCACAACGAGGCGGCGAAGGCGGCCAACAAGAGCAAUGGCCGGUUCGUCACGAUGAAGCCGCGGACGCCCACCGUAGCCGCCCGCUUCCACGAAAGCCUCACGCAGUUGCUGGAGUCGAUGACUAAGUGCAACCCGUGGUUCAUCCGCUGCGUCAAGCCGAAUGCGGAGAAGGCGGCGAUGAAGUUCGACAUGCCGGUGGUGCUGGAGCAGCUGCGGUACACCGGCAUGCUGGACACCAUCCGGAUCCGCCAGCUGGGCUACCCGGUGCGGCUGCGCUUCGCCCAGUUCGCCGACCGGUACCGCGGCCUGCUUCCCGAGCGACUGCCGCGGGGCACGCCCGCCAGGGACGUGGCCAGGAUGAUACUGGAGAGCAACCCGGAGUCACGCGAGGAGUACCAGCUGGGCACCACCAAGGUGUUCCUGCGCGAGGGCUUCGAACAGCUUCUGGAGCGCCGGCGACUGCGUGUGCAGGGAGACGCCGCCAUCAAAAUACAGAAGAACGUUCGCCGGUACCUGGCCGAGAAGCGGUACCGGAAUACGCGCCAGUCAGCAGUGAAGGUACAGAGCUACUACCGCAUGUACCGGGACCGCAAGCGGUACCGCACCGUUCGAGCCGGCAUGGUCAAGGCGCAGGCCAACUUCCGCAUGCAGCGGCAGCGAAGGCGCUUCGGCGAGAUGAAGGGCGAGAUGAAGCGACGCGUGGCGGCCGAGCGGGCGGCGCGCGCGCGCGCCAAGACGUCUGCAGACCGGCCAGGCGGCGAGAGGGGCCCGUCACGGGCCGUGGCUGGCGUCAACCACCUGGAAAUCCCGGCCGAGCUCGCCUUCAUCUUCAGCCGGCUCGACGACUGGCACCCUGCCCACUCGGACCGCAACCUGAUGAAGAUCGGCGCCCAGGUUGACCCGCCCGAGGAGCGCUUCAGCCUCCCACACGACAUCGACUACCACGCCUUCACCAAGUUCACCAACAUCUACUUCAAGGCUCAUCUCUGGGGCAUGAAGAGGGAGCCGAUACGCACGCCUUUCCUGGCUAAGUCCAAGGAGGCCGACUACCAGCAGUCGCUGGCCAUCUUCAAGCUGGUGCUGCGCUUCAUGAACGACAACAACCUGAGUGACACGCGCGAGAAGGCGCUGGGGGACUACAUCGUCAACAAGGGUCUGACCAAUGAGAAGCUGCGCGACGAGAUCCUGUGCCAGCUGUGCAACCAGACGUGGAAGAACGACAACGAAGCAAACGCCGAGCGAGGCUGGCUGCUCAUGUCCAACUGCCUGUCCGUGUUCCCGCCCAGCGACACGCUCUACAAGUACCUGCUCAAGUACGUGUCGGACCACGGUCAGAAUGGGUACGCGGCCGACUGCCAGAAGAAGUUGCUCCGGUCACCGCCAGAUGGCAGACUGAGCCGGGUCUACCCGCCCACACUGCUCGAGUGGAGGUGUAACCGUAAGAAGCAGCAGAUGGCGCUGGAGGUCUCGUGCUCGGACGGCCACACCUGCUUCGCCCCGGUCGACUCCUGGACCACCGGCGAGGAGCUGGCCGCCUACGUCCUCGAGAACCGCGGGAUCGGCAGCACGUUCGGCUGGACGGCGCAGAUGACGGACGAGGGUGACCUCUACGAGCUGAGCGGCAACGACUACGUCAUGGACGUCAUCGGCGAAACCGAGCUGCCUCCCGGCUUCCCGGCCGGCCGCGGCGGCUUCAUGGUCAGCGAGCGCACCAGGGGCGGCUCCAGGAAGGUCACCCCGAUGAUGUCGCAAGACUUCAUCGAUGCGCCCAGGAACGGGUCGCCACAGAGGUCGCCAGGAGGUCGUAUCAGCUACCAGCCAUUACGUCAGCAGCUGAGGGAGGAGCAAAGGCGGACCUCAGCGCACAGUGGUCCAUACACCGAUGACGUCAGCAAUGGGCGUAACAAGAGCCGCAGCCUUGACAACCUCCUGGAUGACGGUGAGCGCUCCCGGAGCGCGCAGCACACCCGGCCUGAGCACCUCGGCCUCUCGGCGUCGCGCCUCAACGAGCGCUACCACUCGGCGGACGUCAUCGCGGACCCGGCGGCCGCUGCCGGCUGGAACAAACACGGCCUCAGUGAGAGCGCCCUAAAUGACAGAUACUUCGUCCCGAAGGGAACCAAGAUGGUGCCGUCGCCAGCUGGCCAUGACGUCAUCAGAUCGGAAGAGAAGUUCGAGAAGAAGCUGAAAAAGGACCGUCGCUACUCCGCAGACACCAACAACAGCUACAGGAAACACGAGGCGUACAACAGGACGGACGAGUUCGGUGACCCCGUGGACGGUCCCGACUCCUUCGGUGCGAUGGAGGACGCACACUCCUUUGGCGACGAGGGAGACCCGGCCAUGUCGCCCAGAACUGGCUCCAGAUACGUCAAGUCGCAGAACGCGGGCAAGAGGACCGGUCAGAGCAGCUUCUCGUCACGAGCGUACAUCGAGAGUCGCCACACCUCUGAGAAGGAGUACGGCGUGCGCAGCUCAGCCAUGUCCGACACCAGCGAGGCACCGUCGUUGGCGUCGCACGUGCGCCGCGUGCGCGUGCCGUCUCAGGCCUCUGACAUGGACCAGUUCGUGGAUGCGCUCUUCAUGCCCGUGCUGGAGGGCAACCUCGACGAGCUGUCGGACGCCCGCUCCCUGGCCGCUUCCAUCAAGGGCGGCGGGGGAGGCCGGCAGCCGGAGCAGUCCACUUUGAUGGGAGAAGCGCGCCUGGCGGAUGAUUCCACAACAGCGGCUGGGGAAGGGAGUGUGAGCGAUGCAGAAUCUGAAUUGGAGGAGCUGAGCUCAUCAGUAGAUUUCUUUAGAUGUCGCCAAGACUCGAUCCGGCGUCGCGCGCUGGUGACCCAGCAGCAGCUGGACCUGGAGGACACGUGUGGUCCCGUCAGCCCCACGCUGGAGGCGCUCACCGAUCCCUCCGCCAUGGUCCAGCUCAUCAAAGGUGGGGCGGAGCCCGAAAACGCGACAGCCAAUCAGCAGCAGGGGCAGUUCGUGUUCCAGCCAAUCGCCGGCUCGGGCAUGAUGUCGCCUCCUCCGAUGAUGAUGCCCGGGGGCAUGCCCUACUUCUCGCCUCAGGCGCCCUUCUUUGCCGCGCCCACGUCACCCGAGCCGCUCAACCAAUCAUUCGGCGAUCAGCGUGUGACGUCACCGGAUGGUCGCGAGGGCACCACGUCCCCGGUGCAGGUGCAGUACGUGCCGGUGCCGGUGUACGGGAUGUCAGGCUUCAGUCUACCCAACAUGUCGAUGUAUGGGCCCGCCGGCAUGGGUCAGAACUCUGACGGCUCGGCGGCAACCUCAAAUGCGCCGGAUCAACAACAGAUGGCGUCCUACCAGCGCAUGUUCAUACAGUCUGCUGUCGCUCAGAACAUGCAGAUCCAGCAGCAGCUGUUCAGUCAGAACCAGGCGCUGGCCCAGCUUCUGCAGGCGACCUCUGCUCAGGACUACCAGCCCAGCCCCGGCCAGGCCCCGGGCUCGUCUCCGGCAGCGCGGGAGGGCGGCAGCGGCGAGCCGUCGCCGGCCGGACAGCAGGAGCGCCGUCGGAGCGCCACCUCCCAGGAGAGGCAAAACGGAACGCUGCUGCAGUCCUCAAUCCGCAAUACCAUCGUGCUUCAAUAUCUCGGGUAUUCGCCGGCGCCGCCCAUGGGCAUGACGCCGGAGGAGAUGGCCGCCUUCAUGGACCCGUCCUACACGCGCGCGCGUACGGUGCGCAUCGGCAAGUGGCGCUGGCCGCCGCCCAAGGGCGAAAUGGCCGGCAGUGCCGACUUCAUGCAGUUCAAGCUGCAGGCGCAGCACCGCAAGAUGAGCAGCGGCCAGAAGCCACCUGGCGGCCGUUCGGGUAACGACUCGAGCUUCGAGGGCGUUGAGUGGGACGAGUUCGAGAUGGGCAGCCCCGACGACACGGCGCAGGCCUCGACCUCCGAGGUGCUUAACAAGUCCCGCGAAUCAGCAAAGUCAGUGGACCGGGAGCUGGGCAAGCCGAAGGAGUCGCCGCCGGCCAAGGCCAACCACUCCGCCCCCAACUCCAUCAGCAAGCUGAAGAUCUCUUCCGCUCUGAAGAUGAAGCUGGAAGCGGUCACGUCCAAGCACUCUGAACGAUCAAGCGGCAGCGAAGCAGGCAAGGAUCGGCCGGACGGCAAGGAGCAGAAGGUGGUGAAGAAGCUAGACGCUUCGCGCCGCAUGCUGCUGCAGAAGCAGCUGGGCAGCCAGACGCACCUGGCCGAGCCGUCCUCGGGUGACCUCGCCCAGGGCGCCGGCGGCCUGCGGCUGGACGGAACGUCGGUCUAA
This is a messenger RNA of Pollicipes pollicipes, 6253 nucleotides long. RefSeq names its product unconventional myosin-XV. Gene Ontology annotation, molecular function: cytoskeletal motor activity; protein binding; ATP binding. NCBI's taxonomy places the organism in Eukaryota, Metazoa, Arthropoda, Thecostraca, Pollicipedomorpha, Pollicipedidae. Bases 209 to 6253 code for a protein of 2014 amino acids. Gene Ontology annotation, cellular component: myosin complex; cytoskeleton. The transcript is spliced from 44 exons. The record is from RefSeq and is a predicted model, not a curated record.